AUGGUGGCUCCCUUCAUCACCGUUCUGAUGCUGGUGGCCGUUGGCACGGCCACUGCUGUUCCUCCGCCGUAUGUGUCGACAGGUGACUGCGACUUCUCUACCCUGAACCUUGAUGCGAUGGUGAAUGACAUCAUUAUCAAGAUGCCCUCGGAAUACUCGACCAAGAGCUCCAAGCCGGAAGAGGUUGUACCUGGACUCUUUGUGGGCCCCAUUGUCUUCAAGGGCAUGGACAAGCUGCGGCCGUUCGGUGCCGCUUUGGGCUUCUGCCGCAACGGCACCAGUCUGGUGCAGGUGGACCUCGCCACCACCGCCGGAAUGCUCGAAGCCGUAAUACCGUGGAAGACUUGCGCGGGACAGAAGGGCACCAUCGAAACGUACACUGGAGCCAGGGUUACCUUCAUCUUUGAGGUCGCGCCUCCUAGUGGCGAGGAAGAGUCUUACGACGCAGGAGCAAGGCUUGUGUACCACAGUGGCCCAAUCCCAGUGUACAUGGACGAUGUCUUCGUGGCACUGAACGGCGCCGGGCAAUUCCUAAGAACCGCUGUCGGUGUGCUGUCGAAGCUGUUGCCGCAGCUUCCCAAGGAGUUCUGGGUGGACGCCAUCGGCGACAAACUGCGCAGCGUUAUUCAGGAAGUCGCACGCAGAGCCUGAGUUGCAGCCCGAGCCAGAAGCGAAGCUCAGUAAUCUUGAACGAUGCUAUGUUUUGUCCCAUGGUUAUUUGGUGAUGGUGUUUGCAUUCAGAGCCACUGAGCUAGAUUAUCUUGUAAUCCUCUGAAAUGAACUAAUAAACGCCAUGGUAUACGCGA
Messenger RNA from Rhipicephalus sanguineus (brown dog tick), 806 nucleotides. RefSeq lists its product as uncharacterized. The transcript is spliced from 3 exons. Lineage: Eukaryota; Metazoa; Arthropoda; Arachnida; Ixodida; Ixodidae. The record is from RefSeq and is a predicted model, not a curated record. Bases 1 to 651 code for a protein of 216 amino acids.